AUGUACGGUCUAUUACCGCAGGCGACGAAUACAGCAAUAUCAUUGACAUCAUCUCAAAAAAUGAUAUUGCGAAAAGGUCCAAAGUAUGUCUACCCCAACUAUGCAGAGGCACUGCGGCGAUUACCAGGUGAAAUAAAAGCCAUGACUGACAACAUAAAAAACAAGUAUGAACGUCAACCGACUCAUCCUAGUUUCGUUUUACCGAUGAUCGAUAUUUUUGCACAGAAAGUAGAAAGUACUAUUGUAAAUUAUUUGGAAAAAGGCUUUGCUCAAGAUCAAUGCAAAUAUGCACAGACUGGCACAUCGUUACAGCAACUUAGAGACAGACAACGUAAAAAAGAGAUACUGUUUAGGCAGACAGAUAAAUCUAUAGUACUGAACAUUGAUUUACCUCAAAAUUAUGAGAAAAAAUCAGACAUCUAUAUGGCUAGAACCGACGCCUAUAUGGAAAUCAAUGAACAUCCGUUGAAAAGAAUGAUUGAAAGUACGAACUUGUGGCUCACUGACUUAUUGAGUAAAAAACGUAUAUCAAAAACAGUAUACGAGAAGUUGAAAUCACCUCAAGACUGUGAGCUACCUCAUUUAUAUUACAACCCGAAAGACCAUAAACCAGGUGCACCAUUGAGACCAAUAGUAGCGCAGAUAAAAUCCCCUGUGGCACGUAUAUCACACUUUUUAGACAAAACAUUGAGACCGAUAUUUGAACAGCAUACGGCUCGUUAUACAUUACAGAAUACAGAUGCGUUUUUGAACCAUCUCGAAAGGCCAGAAAAACUUGAAGAUAGAUUAAAAUUUUACAACGAAAAAGACCCACAUAUAAAAUUAACAUAUGAGAUAGGCAAGACUGCUAAUUAUCUGGAUGUCACAAUCUUUGUACGUUACCCGACGGCACGAACGAUAGUCUAUCGAAAACCAGCGGCACAACCAUAUGUAUUACCGUAUGACAGUGCACAUCCAAGGCAUAUAAAAAAGAACAUCCCAUAUGCUGCUUAUAUUCGUGCCAUUCGU
Molecule: messenger RNA, 1008 nt
Organism: Didymodactylos carnosus
Lineage: Eukaryota; Metazoa; Rotifera; Eurotatoria; Philodinida; Philodinidae
Source: the annotation of a GenBank genome assembly